CCGCCUAGGGUUCACAGCGGUGCCAGCCCCAGCGCCUGCAACCCGCCCCGCCCCCACCUGAGUCCCACCCCCAACCCCUCCCCCACUGCCCGCGAGUGUCGGAGGCGGUCCACGAGCUGGUGUUGCAGGCCUUUGGAGGGCUAGCGGGUCCGGCGUCCCGCGGGGAAGAUGAACGGGCCCAGCGCCAGGUCCAGCCACCUGUCGCAGCCGGUGGUGAAGAGUGUGCUGGUGUACCGCAACGGGGAUCCCUUCUUCGCCGGGCGCCGCGUCGUCAUUCACGAGAAGAAGGUGUCCAGCUUCGAUGUCUUCCUCAAGGAAGUGACGGGCGGCGUGCAGGCACCCUUUGGGGCGGUUAGGAACAUCUACACCCCGAGGACCGGCCACCGCAUCCGGAAGCUGGAUCAGAUCAAGAGCGGGGGCAACUACGUGGCCGGGGGCCAGGAAGCUUUCAAGAAACUCAAUUACUUGGACAUAGGAGAAAUCAAGAAAAGACCAAUGGAAGCUGUUAAUACUGAGGUGAAGCCUGUCAUCCACAGCAGGAUCAAUGUGUCUGCCCGCUUCAGGAAGUCGCUGCACGAGCCUUGUACAAUUUUCUUGAUUGCAAAUGGAGACCUCAUAAGCCCAGCUUCUCGCCUCCUCAUCCCCAGAAAAGCCUUAAGUCAAUGGGAUCACGUACUACAAAUGGUCACAGAAAAAAUAACUCUGCGGAGUGGGGCUGUCCACAGGCUUUAUACGUUAGAGGGAAAACUGGUUGAGAAUGGGGCAGAGCUGGAGAACGGGCAGUUUUACGUGGCCGUUGGCAGAGAUAAGUUCAAGAGACUACCUUACAGUGAGUUACUUUUUGACAAGUCAGCAAUGAGAAGGCCUUACGGUCAGAAAGCCUCUUCACUACCUCCCAUGGCUGGAUCCAGGAAAUCUAAAGGGAGCGGAAAUUAUCGCCAAUCUAAGUCAACCAUCGGCUCCAGUGAUAACUCAUCUCCUCAGCCCCUGAAGAGGAAAGGGAAGAAAGACUCAAACUCAGAAAAACCCACAAAAGUGAAAGAAAGCAUGAAGUCCAAGAGUUCCCAACAAGCAAUCCUAAACAGUGAUGAUGGUAUUUUCAGAGCUGGAACAGAGAGAUCUGAAACGAGGGGGGCAGCGGAAGUUCAAGAAGACGAAGACACGCAGGUGGAGGUUCCAGUGGACCAGAGGCCAGCAGAAAUAGUUGACGAGGAAGAAGAGGGAGAGAAAACAAGCAGAGACGUCAAACAGACAGAAGACUUCUCAGCAAUGAAUGGCGAAACUGAAGAUGGGAAUAGUGAGGCUGCCGGUGCCCCUGAACAAGAAGAGGAAAUCCCAGACCACGAGGAGAAGGAGGCAAGCCCCUCUCGGGUAAAUGGCAGCACUGAUGAAGAGAAUGGGGAGGAAUUGGACCCGGUUACUGAGGAGCUUCUGCCUACAGUGGACGAGGAAGGAAAGGCUGAAACAGACAACAGUGGACAAGAUGAGGCUGGUUUAGAUGCUCAAAGACCACCAAGACCAGAGGUGACAAUCACCAGUCCUCAAGAAAAUGAAGAGAAUGAACAAAACAAGGAGUCUUCUACUGUGGCGUAGAUGAUUUCAGAGCAGCGGAUAUGUGAACUGUAGGAGCACGCGGGCUGUAGUACUUUAACAAUGAGCACAGCCUCUCUGUUAUGCAGAAUGUGGCAACAUGGAGGGGCGCUAGCUGUUGCAUUUUAAAAAUUGAAGCUAAAGGGAAGGAAGACUUAGUUAAUUUGUAGCUCAAAGGAGAAUGACUGAUGUUUAUGACAGAUGUUUAAAAUUUUUCCUUAGAAGAACAAAAGACAGACCAAGGGGAUUUGCACCUUAAGACAGUUGGCUACCCAUGUUUGUAAGGGAGGAAGUCAUGGGCUAGUGCCCAUUAGAUACAUUAUAGUAGACUUGGAAGCAAGAGUACUGGCAGCUUGUUCUAAAGCAUUUAUCUAGGAAGUAAACAUUCUUAAAGAAUUGGUAAUAGGAAGACAUGUAUUAUGUUCUCAAAGCAAUAAACUGUUGAUUGAACAAUUCCAGUUUAGUUUCAGAGAUAAUUUGGAGAUGGCAAUAGAUCCAAACGCUUUGAAGGAUGGUGACAUUCCUUUCUUCCUCCAGCCAAGGUCCACCUCGGACAAAGUCAAAACACAGCCUGAGGUAUCACCUGGUCGGAGGAAAUGGUUCUACAGAAUCUUGGUGAUUCACACCAGGUGUGCUGGAUGUCGCUCUCAGGCAGGAACCAGGAAGCAAAAUCUGGAAAUCCUAUGGAUUUUCAAUGGUCUGUUUUCAUUAUGUCUGCUCCAAGAACAAGCCCGUUCCUUCUCCUAUAUGCUGUUGGAAAGCCCAAUAUUAGUAGUUAAUAUUGAAUUCUUUCCAGGAUUAAAAAAAAAUCAACAGUUUACUAAACACAAGGACAUAGAAUAGGAAAGAAAAAGUAGAAGAGUUUAUGACCACCCAGUUCCUCAGCUUCUUGCUGUGUUUCUAUCAGGACUGUCAUGGUUGCUUAAAGAUAGUAUGUCCAUUUGUCCAUUUUCUCAUCUAUUCAUCUCUCCAUCUACCCAUCCACCCACCCACCCACCCAUCCAUCCAAUCCAUUCAUCCAUUGAUCCUCCUAACCUUUUAGGCUUUCAAGCAGAUAUUUAGACUGUUUUAGCCUUUUAAACAGAUUCCUUUUAUUUUAAUUUUUUAAAUAAAUUUAGAUUCCAUUUGAUUGGAAAUUAAUGAAAAAAACUUGAAAAUUUUCCAUAGCUCCUGAUUUUGGUUUAUAGAUGGAUAAAUUAACAUGCUUUUACUUUGUGAUGUAUAGAUGAAGAAAAAAAUAAUUACGUUAGUUUGAUGAUCAUAGUAGAGAUGAUGUCUCUCUCCCCUAAGCGAAGAAUAAUAUGUUUUUCUCAUUUUAAAGAAUAUAUUUUUACUCGGAUAGAAAAUUCAAGCUGGAAGAUUUUAACUUCUAGUGCCUUUUUUUGUAAGAUUCAUUACUAUUGUAAGUCUAUUUUCCCAUCCAGAUUUCACAACGAACCAUCUGGGAUCAAAAUAGUUGCGAGUUAUAUAUAUAUUAAAGUAAUAUAGAAAAUAGUAUUUUCUCCUCAAAGCUAUUUUGAUUUUCCAUAAGUAGAAAAUAUGAACAGAGCUUAUGAUAUCACAGUAUUUGAGGAAGAUCAUGACAUAAGGGCUGGGAAUCUGGGAGGAUGGAUUUUAACUGGGCCCAAUCUGGGUGGUGCAUAGGCUUACUUUUCACACACACGGGCCGCCAGCAGCCAUCUUGCACUGUUAGGGAAACAGAGAAGGUGGCCUUCUGAUGUGAAAUUCCAGAGUCUGGGGUUGGAGUUUCAAAUAUCUUAUAAAAACUGAACGUAAGAAAAUUUAACUAAGUCUCCAACUGAUUCUCUUUCUUGCAGUAAAGCAUCCCUCCUUUUCUUCAUUUCACUUGGCACUUGGGUUUCAGGCACUCUCUUGCCAGGUGUCUUAAUGAAGCACAACACCAAAAUUUUACAUGAAAAAGAAACUUUUGAGAUUUUCAGAACAUUUCAAGAAGGUUACAGACAUAGUAACAGUCACAAAAUGUGACCUGAAUGGGAACGCAGUCUUCUGUGAAUAUAUUUUCAUACCUGUCAAUAAGACAAAACUCAGACCCAAACAUGUGGCUCAAAUAAAAAUCACCUCCAUGUGUUGUCUAACCAAACAUGUAAUCCUUUAUUAGGGGUUAAAACUGUAGGCAUACCUCUGAAGAUGACCUUUACAGAAGUUGAAGUUCAAUUCAUCUCUCAAGAGGCCAUCUCACCUCUGUGGAAACUGGGUACCUACGAUAGGUUAGCUCCGCAAUAAAGUGAGGCUUCCUGACAGAUUUGGGAAGUAUGCAUAGAACGUAUGAAUGGAGGUGUUGGUAGAGGGUUAUGUAUCGUUUAUAGAGAAGGCUCUUGAAUAUACAUAUAUAAACAUGUAGGUAUAUAUAUGUAUAUAUAUGUACAUACAUAUGUAUCCAAUGUAUUGCUUUGAGGUGUCAGUUCUUUGCAAUUUCUUAGUUUUAUGUCACCGAUGCCUGAGCUGUAUUUCAAUUUUAAGGACACUAUGAUCACAUGUUGGUUGGCGGGAUCAGAACACUGGUAGUUUUUCACUUGACUAGAAGGGACUUGACUAAAGUCGCUUUCAGAUGUUUUGGCAUCUGUUGAAUCCACUCUUGCAGGCCCAUCAGCUUCCUGGCCACCGUGACUAUCGGGCGGUCCCCUACUCUCUUUGUUUUCCUAGGGCCUUGGGGAGACUUGCUCGAUAAGACACUUUUCUUGCAUUUUAUUCUACUUUAUUUUGCAUCUUAUUCUUUAAUGUCAGAAAAACGUUUUAUUUCUUAAUGUCAGAAGAAUGUCAUGGGAAGAAGAUGAUAAGGUCAUGCCUCCAGUUGUAUCCUGAAAGGGUUAAUUCUUGGUAUGGCGUCUAAAGACACACCACAUCAUACAUGUGCUUAGCAGCGGUCACAUCUCUGUGGGUGCACAGCUGUGUAAUGAUACUGACAUGUUUUAUGCUGUCUAUGGUAGUCUUAUGGUAGGGCUCAAACCCCAGAAACCUCAGAGUUUUCUUUAGGGGGCUGGCAAGACGGCUCAUCAGCUAAAGCACCUACCACCAAGCCUGAUGUCCUACACUGUGACGUGUACAUACCGAAGCCCUCCCUGAGACACACGCACACACGCACACACACACAGGUACAUAAAUGAAUGUGAUUAUGUAAAUACUUUGUUUUGUUUUAAUACAACCUUCCUUAUACACAGGAUGAAAUUUACUAAUUUAGAGACGAUCAACGUGCUUAAAGCUGUGGCUGCAGCUGGGGACAUUGGCUCACACCUGUAACCCCACCAUUUGAGCACUAGAGGUAGAUUUAAGAAUUAAAGGUCAUGCUUGGCUACACAGUGUGUUUGAGGCUAACCUUGCCAGUGUGAGACCCCCAUCUCAAAGUACCAACUGACCAACCAAGCAACCACCGACCUACCCACUCCAAGCUAAAGCUAAACUUGUCUCUGCAGAAAAACAGGAAGGCAUAUUCAUCAUGUUGCCAGAGGCACAUUCAUCAUGUUAAACAUGCCCUCUAAAGAACUGUAGAAUCAGCUCUCCUCUUUUAUUGUUGCUGUUAAAGCAGCAAAAACAAAGUUAAAAGGUGAAUUAAUCACUGAGUAGAAAACUCCACAUCUGAACUGGUGCCGAUCAGAAGAAAACCUAAAACGUCAUGUACGUGUAUAUCGGUAACUCCAUGGGCACACUCAUACACCCCCAGACAUCAGGAAAGGCCUCACUGCUCUUCACAGAGUGAGGCUUUUACAUGGGGAGAGGCAAAGCUAACCGUGUGAGAACAAAUAUUAGGAGGCCACUCUUAUCACAGUGCUUUGAUAUCGCUUUACUGAAACCAAAAGACUCAAUACUUUUCCCAAAUAAGAAAGUUACCAAAGUCAUUUAAAGUAAGCAUGGUGGCAUGUUCCUGUUAUCCCAAUGCCCUAGAGCUAGAGGUGUGUGUGGGGUCAGAGUUCAAGGUCAUCCUCAGCUACAUGGUGAGUUCCAGGCCAGUCUGAGCCAUGAGACCUGUCUAAAACAACAACAGAAAAGGAAGAGAUGCUAAAAUUACUUGGACUAUUUGGGGAGGCAGAGAGAAGAUCUGGGACUCUUCCUUGUAUCCAGAAACCAGUGUGACUAAUACAGAGUCACCCUGGGGUGCAACCGGUUUCUGAAGGUUAGUCCGUUUUUCUAAGCAGUCACCUGGAGUUCUUUGUCACCGAUUAGCAUGUUCAUAAACAUCUGAAGGCUUUUGCUUUUGAAAAAUACACUGGUACGUAGGUAGGUCUAGCUCUCUAGCUCUCUAGAUUGUGCAUUUUGGUUCACGAAGACUGAGUGGCAGGUGGAGAAUAAAAGAAUGUCCCCACAUGUUGAAGAGGAAAGAAAAGAUUGUUCUUAAAGAGUCACAACCCCUGUAAAAGAGGUGGACUUAGGAAAGAAAUAUAAUAAAGAAAAAAAGCACUUAUAAAGCCGGGGACACUAGUGAACCUCUGGUCAUCUGAGCCAAUGGCUGCCUAGUGUCGAUCUGGAAAUGCAAUCUGGAAAUGAACUCCAUGCAGCUCUCUCGGCUUGAAAGGCCUGGUUUAGCUGACUUUCAGCUAUUGUCCAAAGGGAUGGGAUGGCUGUGGUCAACUUUACAGGAUUAAAGGAAGCUAUGUUGCUCUCAUGUUUUCCUUGCAUUUUAACUUGCUAACAUGCACGUAGCAGUGGGUAAUUUUUAAUGAAUGUUGUAAAGAUUAAACUAAGUGUAUGCUCUCUGGGGCAUUUGUUAUAUUGAGAAUGUCUUUAGGUAAGGAAAAGUAUGUGUUUUGAUCAAGUUUUGAGAUGUAGCUUUCAUUUCUGUAUCCGAGCAACAUUCUACAAAGCUCGCGUUACCCUAGCUGCCCUGUGUGUAGACGGUUGUUUCAUGUAGUUAACAUGCAUGUUCAGCAUUCUCAUAUGAUAUCAUGUUGUCAAUAUUUCUUGUGUGAUAUUUUUUUGUAGCAUUUUCCAUGAACACCAUAGAGAUACAGACUUACGUAGACAUUCAGCUCAUUAGAGGGUGCUUCGGUUUGCAUGCAGCAUAGACAUUAAGCUCAUUAUGUAUUUUUUUUACACUCAUAUGCAUGUUUAUUUGAUAAAAAUUCAGAUCUAUUAAAAUCGUUAUUUCUUUAUUGUAUGAGAUAUUUUUAGAGACUCAUGGGUUGAGAGGUAUUGUUAUGCUCCUGGCGUGUAUUUUGUAUACAGACAACCACAGAAAUAAAUAUAUAAUUUUACAAAGA
Molecule: messenger RNA, 6803 nt
Organism: Meriones unguiculatus (Mongolian gerbil)
Lineage: Eukaryota; Metazoa; Chordata; Mammalia; Rodentia; Muridae
Gene: Dcdc2
Product: doublecortin domain containing 2
Exons: 11
Coding region: 169-1593 (474 amino acids)
Biological process (GO): regulation of cilium assembly; neuron migration; intracellular signal transduction
Cellular component (GO): axoneme; microtubule; kinocilium
Source: RefSeq, a predicted model, not a curated record